AGUUGUAUUAUACAUGACCGAUAGAGCAAUCCAGAUUUUUAAAAAAUCAUUCAUAAACCGAAAGUAGAGAUAACCGAACUAUGUACAUCAUCGACUGAGGACGUGUUUUAAUGGCGUGUGUAACCGUUGUUGUGUUUUUAGAGUUUCUAGUCCAUUUAGUUGGGGUAUUAACCCCGGGGUGGAUCAGAACUGUCCAGGAUGACAGCUCCGGGGAGUUCAAUAGUACUAAUGCUGGACUGUUCUAUGUUAUGAGGUGCACGAACGAAGGGUGCAUAACUAAAACUAUAUAUGAAGAUUUUCCUAGUCUUGCUUAUCAGGGUGAUGCUUUAUACCCUAGACAAGUCGCCAAUGAAUUCAACGCCAGUCUUGCUAUACUACUGAAUCUUUUGGGAUUGUUCUCGGCACACUGUGCGGCCAGAAAAAACAAAGGAACAGCUAGGAUGGCGCUUAUAUCUAUUGUGCUACAGGCUUAUUCAUUUUUUGUAACAUUCGGUUUCAUUAUGGACUACCUUGUGAUCUACAUCCUGGCACAGAGACACAACUCUGAAUACACUGGAUACACCUACGUCACAAGCAGCACACAGAUGCCAUAUUCCUUGAUCAUCACUGGAGUAGCCUUAUUCAUUCAAGCUUCUGUCAUUAUGUACUUUCUUGCAAAGUUAUGUCGUCUGCUUGACGGGACUUUACUAAACAACGAAUCGCCACCCCCGUAUCAGCCACUUUUAGGUAAUGAUGGGGGCGGCCAUCAAUACACAUACGGGACUUCUAACGAAAAUCAACAUCCGGUUCCUAAUGCUCCUACAGAUUAUCCCAGAAACAACAAUCCAUUUGAAGAAAAUACCAAUCAGCGAUUCAGGAAUGAGAGCAAUGCUUAACUGAUUGAUUUAGUGAUUUAGCCACUAUAUAGCACUGAAUUUGAUAAUUUCAAUAAGAAAACUUCGUCUCUAAGUACAGAUAUGUUGGCAUUAUAUCAGAAAGGAAUAUGACUAUAUCAUCACAAAUUCUACCCAACGAGGGCAAAAACAUUUCAGAUCAUAAUUUAAAUCAAAAUUGGAUUACAAACGUUGAACAGUUUGCCAGUACCUGUGCUUUAAUUCAACAAUGUCUUAAUAGUUGAGCUAUAAACAUAAAUAAUUAUUUUUGGUCUAAUUCUAUCUGAUCUUACUUUAGAAAUAGAUACUUUCAUCAUCUAUGGCCAAGAAUAAGGUCUAAAAUAUUGAAUAUAAUCUUUGUAACAGAAUUUUUGUUUGAAAAAAGAUCUAGAUCAAUUAAAAUUUGCUGUUUAGUGUUUACUGAU
This is a messenger RNA of Saccostrea cuccullata (small rock oyster), 1297 nucleotides long. RefSeq lists its product as uncharacterized. The record is from RefSeq and is a predicted model, not a curated record. The transcript has 3 exons. The coding region runs from base 111 to 875 and encodes 254 amino acids. Lineage: Eukaryota; Metazoa; Mollusca; Bivalvia; Ostreida; Ostreidae.